AUGUACUUCUCAACUGCUAUCCUGGCCUCCGCCGCUCUUGGUGGUCUCAAUGUCUAUGCCACUCCUCUGCCUUCAACCAACGAGUCCUUUACACGGACCUUGAUAGUGUCCUUGAGCGUCAGAGCGCAGACCGUAUCUGUGGAGCAAGCCAGAGUCUUCCAAGCUGCUCAGAGCUACGACCUAACAGAAGGCGGCGGCGUUAUAGGUAGAAACGCCCCAUACCAGGAAUUUCCUAUCCUCGCCAAUGGGCGUAUUUUUGGGUCUGUUGGGAAUGACGAUCCACUGACCGAUCGUAUCGUUUAUAAAAUCACCAUCCAUAGCCCAGUUACGGGGUUCCCGGAUAACUUUGCGUUCUGUGGUGUCAUGACGCAUCUCGGGGCAACACAGAACCAGUUUGUUCUUUGCAAGGAUAUCUGA
Aspergillus lentulus is the source of this 417-nucleotide messenger RNA. NCBI's taxonomy places the organism in Eukaryota, Fungi, Ascomycota, Eurotiomycetes, Eurotiales, Aspergillaceae. The record is from RefSeq and is a predicted model, not a curated record.